This is a messenger RNA of Anarrhichthys ocellatus (wolf-eel), 8279 nucleotides long. It is a transcript of the gene fhod3b, whose product is annotated as formin homology 2 domain containing 3b. NCBI's taxonomy places the organism in Eukaryota, Metazoa, Chordata, Actinopteri, Perciformes, Anarhichadidae. Gene Ontology annotation, biological process: cardiac myofibril assembly; sarcomere organization; cortical actin cytoskeleton organization. The transcript has 29 exons. Gene Ontology annotation, cellular component: cytoskeleton; cytoplasm. The coding region runs from base 227 to 5224 and encodes 1665 amino acids. The record is from RefSeq and is a predicted model, not a curated record. Gene Ontology annotation, molecular function: actin filament binding.
CGCGCUGCGGGAAGCGAAUGGAGAAGGUCCAAGGAUAACAGAGGGUGCAGGGUUUUGCUACUGCAGAAGACCUGCCGGUAGUUCGCUGCCCGGGGGCGGGCGGGUGGGGUGUGGGGGAGGAGGGGGGAGGGGUGGGGGGGGGUGGGGGUGGGUUGCCUGUCUGUCAGAGGCUGUGGUGUCGCAUCCACUAUUUUCCUCAUCCAAAAUCGGCUUGCAUGGAUACAUCAUGGCUACGUUUAUGUGCAGGGUGCAGGUCUUAGAUGAUACUGAUCCAUUUAACAGCACCAACUUCCCCGAGCCCACCCGGCCACCUCAGUACACCUUCAGGGAAGAUAUUCCUCUGAUAAAUCAGAUUGCUGGAGUCCACAGGCUGCUAAAAGCCCCGCAGAAGCCUGAUGACUGUGCCCUUCAGCUGUCCCAUAAUGGAAGCUACCUGGACCUGGAGUCUACCCUGGCCGAGCAGAGAGAUGAACUGGAGGGAUUUCAGGAGGAAGGAGGGAGGGGCAAGAAACACAGCGUUAUUCUUCGAACACAGCUGUCUGUCAGAGUCCAUGCCUGCAUCGAAAAGCUCUACAACUCGACUGGACGGGAGCUACGGAGAGCCCUCUUUUCCCUCAAGCAGAUUUUUCAGGAUGACAAGGACCUGGUGCAUGAGUUUGUGGUGGAGGAAGGACUGACGUGUUUGAUAAAAGUCGGCGCUGAAGCAGACCAGAACUACCAGAAUUACAUCCUCAGGGCUCUCGGUCAGAUAAUGCUGUAUGUGGAUGGGAUGAACGGCCUCAUAUCUCACACUGAAACGGUCCAGUGGCUUUACACUCUGGUUGGAUCCAAGUUCCGUCUGGUGGUGAAGACAGCCCUAAAGCUGUUGCUGGUGUUUGUGGAGUACACCGAGUCUAACGCCGCCCUGCUCAUAAAGGCUGUGAACGUUGUGGAUGCCAAAAGAGAAACAAAACUGUGGUCAAACAUCAUGGAGAUCCUAGAUGAGAAGGAUGGAGUGGAUACAGAGCUGCUGGUGUAUGCAAUGACACUCAUCAAUAAGACUCUGGCAAGCCUCCCGGACCAGGACUCAUACUAUGACAUGGUGGACUGUCUUGAGGAGCAGGGCAUUGAAGCCAUGGCCCAGAGACACCUGAGCAGGAAAGGCUCUGACCUCGACCUUGUAGAACAGUUCAACAUCUACGAGAUGAUUCUCCGACAUGAGGACGGAGACGAUGAAACCCAGUUGCCUCCCAGCGUCCGUAAGGACCGCAGACGGGCCAGCGUUGGUGGCACCAACGAGAGGCGAGGCCUGGAGAGAAGACGCAGCCGGAGACAUUCACUCCAGAAUAGCAGAGGCCACGCUUCUGCCCCAGCAUCACCCAGCGGCCCUCAUUCUCAUGCAAGCAGCUUCCUGCCCUUCGGUGGCCAACGCAUUGAAGACAUCAGUGAGAGAGAAGAGGACGAGGAAGAAGAGGAGGAGGAGGAGGAGGAGGAGGAGGAGGAAGGAGAGGAGGAUGAGGAGGACGAGGCAGAUUAUGAAAGUCAUCCAGUCACUGAGUCCUCUAGACAGGGCGCUCACAGUGUGGCUCCAUCUGUAGCAGACACUCCUAACAUGUGUUUGAACUUAAAGUGUAUGGGCAACAUCCUCCUUAAAGCCAGUGACCAGCCAGGGCAGAGAGAAUAUCUCAGCGUCAAGACCAGGAUAUCGUCUCCUGUGUCCAUUGCACCUAAAAAGAGGACCUUUAGUCCUUGUCUGACAGAUAUAUACAACUCUCCUACAUCUUACACAACUAGAAAGCCCAGCUGGGCAGAAAGAAUCAGUGCCAAUGGCAGUCCAUACCCUGGCAGGCACAAGGCUCCUACAUCACCCAUUCAUCGCUUCACUACUUCAGCAACCUCCACACCAGACUCCAAAGCGGUUGACAGACCUGCUCUAGGAGGCUUGCUCACUUCAUCGUACCGACAGCAUCAGGAGUCUCUGGCUGCGGAGAGAGAGAGGAGACGCCUGGAAAGAGAAGAGCGUCUGCAGAGAAUCGAAAGAGAAGAGAGGAACCGUUUGAAUCGAGAUCAUGUUGACAAGAGGGAAGAAGCAAGACAAGCCAGAGAGGAAAGGUACAAGGCUGUGGAGAGGCUAGCCGCAGAGGAGUUUGAGCGAGAGCGCCCCAAGGUGCCAACAAGAGGACGGACAGAGAUCACGCUGUGUUUGAGUCCCAACCCUGCUAGCCGCUCUGCGUCCCGCUGUGCCACACCUUCGUCCAUUAUCUCACAGCAAGACACAGUCGCCACUGCACUCCAGACGUCGGGAACAGAACAUAUUUCAGAGCCAAACCUUGACCCACAGACCAGAACCAAAAGUCCAGCGCCAGACUUAACAGUAUCAGAACCUUCCCCCACACCUCCCUCUGAGCCAGACGAGCAGCAGACUGAGACAGAGUCGCCUGCAGAGACAGAGGAUGUUGCUGAGACUCAGGCCGACCAGAAUGUAGUGGCAGAGCCAGCAUCAGAUGAACAGUCCGGCGUGGAGAAGGAAGAGGGGCAAGAGCAGGAGAAGAUUGAGGAACAGAAACAGGACAUGGACAAAGUAGAUGUGGAAGAGCAGGUAGAGGAGGCAGAGGCAGCAGAUGUAGCAGGAGUGGGAGAGCCAGAUGUGGAGGUGAAUGUGAAGUUAGAGGAGGAGUUUGAGAAGGAGCAGCCAACGGAAAGGGAUGUCGAGGACGGAGUACUGCUGAGUGAGAAGGAGAGACAGAACGAGGAAGUGAAUGAAAAGGACAACUGCUCUGCAUCCAGCAUCUCCUCCACAAGUAGUACUCUGGAGAGGGAGGAGCGGGAGGAGAAACUCACCAAUGACAUUGAAGCAGGCCGAUGGACACAGUGCAUUAAAGACGCAGAUGUGAACGACCAGUGCAACAAAAUACUCAACAGCAAGCGCUUCAUGCUGGACAUGCUCUACGCUCAGGCGACAACCGGCAAGGAUGAAGGGAAUGUAGCAGAAACGGAGAAAGAAAACUGUAAAUGUGAGAAGGAUGCAGAAGUCAGUGACUCCUCUGUAGCUAGCUUGGCCAGCAGGAUCUCCACACUGGAGGCUCACAGACAGGCCAGGGAAGAAAAUGUGAAAAAAAUGGAAGUGGGUCAUCUGGACAACCAGGGCAGUGUCCGAGCAGUUGCGGAGAAGUUUGGAGAUUUGGUCAAAGGCCUAACGUCUCCUCCUGAGGUCGAGGCCUCAAAAGAGCAGCAGCAGACUGACAAAUCAUCAAUCGCUGCCUCAUCAACCUUAACCCCUAAGAAAGAGUCCGACUAUAUCUGGGAUCAGCUGAUGGCCGAACCUAGGGAGCUGAGGAUCAAAGAAAUCGACUUCACGGACUUGAGGGAUGAGGAUGACAUGGACAUUUUAGAUAUGGACAGUGUACUGGGGUCAGGUGACCUCAUACCACCACCUCCACCUCUGCCAUGUAAUGCUGCACUGCCACCACCCCCGCCGCUGUUUGGGUGCCCUCCUCCUCCUCCUCCCAUCCUUGGCAAAAUGAUGCCCCCAGCCCCACCAUUCAUGGCCCCUAUCCCUCCGCCCUCCCCUCAGCUGAGUCGAGGGGAGAUGCCUCUCUUCCAAAAGAAAAAGAAGACCAUCCGACUCUUCUGGAAUGAAGUGCGUCCCGUGGACUGGCAUUGUAACAGUCAUAAGUUCUGUAAGGAGUCUCUCUGGUCCAAACUGGAGCCAGUUAAACUGGACACAUCCAAGCUAGAGCAGCUGUUUGAGUCCAAAUCCAAGGAGCUGCCUGUCACAAAGAAAGCAGCUGUUGAUGGCAAACGACAAGAAAUCAUAGUCCUGGACUCAAAACGCAGCAAUGCUAUAAACAUUGGCUUGACUGUCUUACCUCCUCCUCGCACCAUUAAGACCGCUAUUCUCAACUUUGAUGAGUACGCACUGAACAAGGAAGGCAUUGAGAAAAUCUUGACAAUGAUCCCCACAGAGGAAGAAAAGCAGAGGAUCCAGGAGGCUCAGCUGGUCAACCCUGAUAUCCCCCUGGGCAGUGCUGAACAGUUCCUUCUCACCCUCUCCUCCAUCACAGAGUUGUCUGCUCGCCUGCAGCUCUGGGCAUUCAAGAUGGACUAUGAGCUUAUUGAGAAGGAAGUGGCAGAGCCUCUGCAGGACCUCAAGGAAGGGAUGGACCAGUUAGAGAAAAACAAGACACUCCGCUACAUCUUGACCACAUUGUUGGCCAUUGGCAACUUCCUCAAUGGCACUAACGCUAAAGGCUUUGAGCUGAAUUACUUGGAGAAAGUCCCGGAGGUGAAGGACACGGUUCAUAAGCAGUCCCUGCUGCACCAUGCCUGCUCCAUCGUGGUGGAGAAGUUUCCAGACAGCACUGAUCUCUACUCUGAAAUAGGAGCUAUCACCCGCUUGACCAAGGUGGACUUUGACCAGCUUCAAGACAAUCUGGCCCAGAUAGAGCGAAGGUGCAAAGCAUCAUGGGAUCACCUCAAGGUCAUUGCGAAACACGAGAUGAAACCACCAUUGAAACAAAAGAUGUCAGACUUCCUCAAAGAUUGUGCAGAGAGAAUCAUUAUUCUGAAGAUUGUACAUCGAAGAAUACUCAACAGGUUUCAUGCCUUUCUGCUGUUCCUGGGCCAUCCGAUAUAUGCGGUACGUGAGGUCAGCAUUCAUCGCUUUAGCAAGAUCCUGAGUGAAUUUGCCCUGGAGUAUCGCACAACAAGAGAGCGCGUGCUACAGCAGAAACAGAAGAGGGCCAACCACCGAGAGAGGAAUAAGACCAGGGGGAAAAUGAUAACAGAUAGUGAGGAUGACGAUGAUAGUGAGAGUGGUAAAUUUGGCGGUGCCCCAUCAGACUCACAGGAGAUUCAGCCUCAGGGUAUCCAGUAUGCUGAAGAUGCAGCUGAACAUGAGAACAUGAAGGCCAUACUAAAGAGCAGCUUGCAGGGCGGAGAGAGUGCGACGUCCACGGUGCCAGGCCUCCGUACACGCACCAGAGCCAGCAGCACCAGAGGGCGCGUUACCCCAUGGUGCUCUGCCAGUGACGACCCGGUGAACUGCACAGAUGAUACAGCUGAUGAGAUCAUGGAGAGGAUUGUAAGGUCAGCCACUCAGGGGCCCAGCCAGCGGACGCAACCUCGGGAGAGGAGACGGUCCCGAGCCAACCGAAAAUCACUGAGGAGGACACUGAAGAACGGUUUGACAACAGAGGAGGCAAACGCUCUCGGCUUGUCCAGCGGUUCAGAGAUGCAGGUGUGAGCUGGACACACUGUCAGGACGUCUCGAAGCCCUUUCACUGCCCCUCCAAUGCCUACACCCAGACUGGCAACUCACUCUGGCUUUGGUACUAAAGUUCCCUCACAGCUUCGAUGAGUUGACCUCAUCUUCAUGCAUUUGGUUCACAUAGGCUUAUCACAAGUGCUUCCUGAAGAGAGUGGAUAAAAGGUUUUAUUCAUGAACUGAUGGUCAGAGAGCAGAAUUUGCUAUUGCUGGAUAAACAUCGAUGUCGUUCCCUCACAAGGUUAAAUCGCAAUCAUCCUUCGAACGUGACAUUGCUUCCAAACACCCGCGAAAAAGUGUGUUUGUCAAGGUGGAGGGCAUCAGAACAGUUGGCAGUGCAUUUGCUUCAAUCUCAGUGGCCUUGAUUGAAUCCAAAGGGCAUAAAGUGUGGUACAGACAUUCUCUGCUGCUUAGUUUUAGUGUCAGCCAUGCAGCUUUAGAGACAAAUAGAAAGAAAUGUUAUCUGUUGAAUAGAUGGCUUUGUGCAGAGGGUUAUUCUGUUAUUUACUACUGUGGUAGUUUUAUGUUUCUUUUCAUUUUGCUCAAGAAGGUGCUCGAAUAAGGAACAAUUGCACUGGAUGUAAAAGUAUGGUAUCGAUGGAGUUUGAAAUCCUUGACACUGACGAACCACUGACAUCUGAAAAUAUACUCAACAGUUUAACCAGCAAAUCAAUAGUUGCACAGUUUGUAAUGUCUAAUCAAAGUGGACACAUUCAAGCUAUAUGAACAUCAAAAGCUUUGUCAAAUGUCAGUUAGUUGACUGGAUAAGAAAUGUAGCAGAGACAUACUUUAAAGAUCACAGUCAACAGUCCAGUUAUUGUGUGCGAGGCUGGUAAUACCACUCAUUUCAUGCUAAUGCUCAUCAACAUUUUUAGCUGUGGCAUCAUGCGGCCUAUUCUCACCACUUGACUGAACAGUUUAAGGAAGGCAGGCACAGCGUUAGUGAGCAAUCUUCAGAGAUCAGUAGUUUUAUUUUCUCAGAAACUAUGAGCUGCACAUCUCAGAGUGCCUUUCAGAGACAUUUAUUUAUUAAGAUCUUUUCAGGGACAUAUAAUCAAGAAAAUGUUACGACAGAUGUGCAGUCUGUGAGGGGCGAGAGGAUAAUACUGCAGUGUACAUCAUUCAGGAGCUGUGAUUUAUUUUUAAUCCGUGUUUUUAGACUUGUUCUGGCAAAAUAAAAUGCUUUUUUCCAUGUUAUGUUUUGGAUCAAAUAGUAUGUUAUGAAGAUAGCUUUAAAGUAUUUAUGACAAUUUAGGAUUGGUAAUGCACAUAAGCUGUAUCGUGUUGCCUUACUGUAGAAUAUAGAAAUGCAUUGUUCCACUCAAGUCGAGAUCUAGGUAAAAUGUAGGAGUAAAAAAUAGACCAGGCCAAAUGAACAUGUAGUUCAACUGGCAUCACUGGAGAUCUUAGUUUGUUAUUCACAUGGCGAGGAGCUUCAUUCCCUAACUAUGAAUAAGAACGUCGGGGGUUACAUGAUAAUAAGUGAUAUGGAAAAAUAUAAUAUCACCAUUAUCUGUUUUAAAACAUGUAAAUCUGUAUUGUAGUGAACAGGACGGAGCCCACAGUUUAACUUUUGGAUUUUGUAGGUCUGUUUUCGAACUGUUGAUGAACUCAUUGUGCUAUUAAUUUGGAAUGGCCUUGGCUGUGUUUAUAAUAGUAAUUUUAGUUCAUAUAUCACGGCUAGAUACAUCUAUUCACUAGCAAAUUCACACUGUGAUGGAAAGAUGGCCAUUGAGAGAAACAAGAAUUUAAGGCAAUAUUACGAUAAAGCUACAUAAAACCACACCAGCAGUAUGUUUAUUUUGUUUUGUUCCGAAUUUACUGAAAAUGAGUCAGCACCUUAGACUAUGUGUAGCAUGCAACUCUUCUAAGAACUGAAGUUAUAGGGGAAGAGCUCAUUGUGUUUCCCAGAUUGUACUGUUUUUUUGUCAACGACAGAAUAGAUGUGUAAAGUAAUAAGGGGAAUGCUGUAAAAUGAUGUACAUGUCAUGACAAUGACAAAUGUUUCUCUGUUUGUUUGUUUUUUGCUCCAUGUGUAGAAUAGUGUGUCAUAGACUAAAAGCAGUAUUCUACAUAUAAUUUAAGCAAACCAAGCCAUGAAUGGUUGUAUGUGUCACCUCUGCUUGAUACAAAAGGAGGUUCACUUAGGUUCUCAGAGCUGUAGGGUUUGUGGUAUUAAAACUUUUUACUUCACAGACUGCAAAGUUAACAAACAUGGUGAAACACUUAUUGAUGAAAUUCACCUUUUAGUCCUUGUGGCAUCCCUUAGAAGCCUUUGAUUUUAUUGCACUCAGCAUUUUCUUCUUCUAAUUUAACAUUAGCCCACCACACAUUAGCUGCCUGUGCCAUAACAUCGCUGUGGAACUUGACACAAGUGCAUUUACAACCAAGGCUUCUAUUGUGUCUAUGCCUACUGCAAAAACACAUGUAUCAAAUAUAAUAAAAAGGCUCAUUAAAACCUAUUUUUUUGAUAUUUCUUAACAAAUGUAUAUCUUGAAAAUGAGUUUUGGAAAAAUAAGUGUCAAAUCUAACAUGUUUGGGGAAGAAAAAGCAGGACACACAAACCAUGCUUCAAUUCACUUUAUGUUCAGGAGCAUAAGAGGUCAAUGACAAGUUUACCAAACUAGAUCAUCUGGGGUUUGCACAUGGACAUCAGACAGACCUCAUUUGGUCUUGUUUACAAUUCCUAUACGUCCACAUGUGCUAUGGAUCUGUAAAAAUGUAGACACUAAAGUCACUCACAUGUGGCUGGAUUAGCCUGAAAAUUGCUGCGACUGGACAUUAGCCAGGAUCAGAUUGGGUGGUGAAGUAGCCUCAGGUACCUUAUGUAGCCUUGGGUAAAAAAAAAAAACUCACCGAAUCAUGUCAUGAAAAAAAGAAAGAAAAAAGUCAUAGCAGAUCUAAAAAAAGUCAUAAAAAAGUGAUGGUAAAGCAAAUAGUAUGUCAAUAAAGGUCAGAAGGUUAGUCUCGUAUUUUGAAAAGUAUAUUGCAAAAAGUCAAAAAAGUUACAGUAAAGAAUGGCAGCAAAAGAUAC